Amphimedon queenslandica is the source of this 1130-nucleotide messenger RNA. RefSeq names its product zinc finger BED domain-containing protein 4-like. The transcript has a single exon. NCBI's taxonomy places the organism in Eukaryota, Metazoa, Porifera, Demospongiae, Haplosclerida, Niphatidae. The coding region runs from base 174 to 980 and encodes 268 amino acids. Gene Ontology annotation, molecular function: protein dimerization activity. The record is from RefSeq and is a predicted model, not a curated record.
UUUCUGAGCUACCUGAAUUGUCAUCGUUGAUACAGUCAGUGAAGAACAUUGUCAGCUAUUUUCAUAGAAGUACAAAGGCUUCUGACAAGCUAAAGGUCAUUCAAGCUCGACUCAAUUUACCAGAGCAUAAGUUAAUCCAACAUGUUGACACCAGAUGGAACAGCGUCUUCUAUAUGCUACGAAGGUACUUGGAGCAGGAUGAAGCAAUUCGAACAACACUGUGCCUUCUCGAUCGUAGUGACUUACUCAUAGCAAGUGAUAAGACUGCAAUACUCAAAGAAGCUGUUGAUACUCUUCAGCCAUUUGAAGCUGUCACAACUGAGAUGUCAUCAGAAAAAUAUCUGUCUGCUUCAAAAAUUAUCCCAUUAGCAAAAUCACUUAUGAUGAUAUCCAGCCAAAAAACAAGCGAAUUAGCAGCAAAACUCCUUCAUCAUAUGAGAGGUCGGUUUUUUAAUGUAGAAAACAAUCCAAUACUUGCUUCAGCCACCUUAUUAGAUCCAAGAUUCAAGAAGUUUGCUUUCUCUGAUCAAAGUGCAGCAGAUAAAAUUGCUCGAACAGUAGUAGCCCAGUGUGCUAGCCAGCCUAGCUUGGAAAGGAUUUCAAGUGGGGCUGAGACGAGUGCUAGUAAUGAGGUGUCUGCCAGCUCUGAACUAAACCCACUAUGGCAGUUCUUUGACCAAAGAGUUGCAGAAGUAAGGGCGACAAGACAACCAGCAACCGAUGCUUUUACUGAACUGCAGCAAUAUCUCAGAAUGCCACUUAUUGCCAGACAGGAUGACCCACUUGAGUGGUGGAGAAACAACGAGGCUGCCUUUCCUAACGUAAAGCAAAUAGCUACGAAGUACCUGGUAGUUUUAGCUACAUCUGUCCCUUCUGAGAGACUAUUUAGCAAAGCUGGGGAACUGAUUUCUGCCAGGAGAAGUACACUGAAACCGAAGAACGUAGAUAUGUUCUUAUUUCUUAACAGUCUUGAUAACUGAGUCCAUUUUAUUAUUAUAGGUGUGGUAUUAAUUAAUUAGUUUUAAUUGAUGGGCGUGGUGCAUAUAUCGUAUCGAAAGUGUAUCGAUACAUUCGAUAUUGAGUGGUAUCGAUCGGUAUCGGAUCGAAUCAAGUUUGACCAGUAUCGCCCA